Molecule: messenger RNA, 1268 nt
Organism: Zalophus californianus (California sea lion)
Lineage: Eukaryota; Metazoa; Chordata; Mammalia; Carnivora; Otariidae
Gene: ERG28
Product: ergosterol biosynthesis 28 homolog
Exons: 5
Coding region: 156-578 (140 amino acids)
Cellular component (GO): endoplasmic reticulum; membrane
Molecular function (GO): protein-macromolecule adaptor activity
Source: RefSeq, a predicted model, not a curated record
CCCAAUCCUGGAGCCGGGCUGUGGGCGGGGGCGAGGACAAAUGGCUCAGGUGGAUUACUCGCCGCAUCGGCUUUGGGGCUUUGCUGCUGCCGCUGCCGCUGCUGUGCUGGGGGUCCAGUCACCAGGCAAAAACCCUCUCAGGUUGGAGGGAAGUCAUGAGCCGUUUCUUGAACGUGUUACGAAGCUGGCUGGUUAUGGUGUCCAUCAUAGCCAUGGGGAACACACUGCAGAGCUUCCGAGACCACACCUUUCUCUAUGAAAAGCUCUACACAGGCAAGCCAGAUCUCGUGAAUGGCCUCCAAGCUCGGACUUUUGGGAUCUGGACGCUGCUGUCAUCAGUGAUUCGCUGCCUCUGUGCCAUCGACAUCCACAACAAGACGCUGUACCACAUCACACUCUGGACCUUCCUCCUCGCCCUGGGGCACUUCCUUUCUGAGUUGUUUGUCUUUGGGACCGCAGCUCCCACAAUUGGCGUCCUGGCCCCCCUGAUGGUGGCAAGUUUCUCAAUCCUGGGUAUGCUAGCUGGGCUCCGGUACCUAGAAGUAGAACCAGUAUCCAGACAGAAGAAGAGAAACUGAGGCUGGCAUUACCACCUCCAAGACUUCGUCUUCCACCUUCGCCAUCCCCUUCCUUCAUCCUCCCUCCUCUUUCAUUUCUUCUUUUCUGUACCAUCCUAAGCCCCCUUACCACUGCUAGCCUUUUAGGUUUGGGGUUUUUCUUACAUUUAAAAAUUUUUAAGAUCUAACCUUCAUACAGAAAAGUAUAUACUGUGUACGUACAAUUGAAAGAAUCAUUUUAAAUGACUGAAUAUUCUGUACCUUCACCCAGAUCAAGAAAUUUCCAGCACCUCAGAAACCCACUGUGUGCCCUUCCCCCACCUACAGCCUCUUCCAGGAUCCCUUUUCCAGCCUUCUGCUUUUUCCCUUUUAUUUUUUAUCCCUUCCCCUGACUUGUGUGGUGGGAACACGUGAACUAUGAAACUUACAGCUGCUGUGUCACCCAGAGCAGCUGCCCCCAAGGGCUGCUUCAGGAGGCUGCCCUCCCAGGUUGGGCUCCUCUCUGCUGCUGGACCCAAGACUCUGAACCAUCCGAUGAACAGGCAGUCCUUCUAAGAAGGGCUCCCCUGUGAGUAAGCAUGGCUCAUAUACUUGUGUCUACAAGUGGAUCAGGGUUGGAAGAGUCUGGGUUGUUUUUAGACCUUCUGGUCAGCUGUAUUUGUGUAACGAAUUUUGUAAUAAAUAGAAAAACCGUCUGCUUGGAUCAGUCCU